This is a messenger RNA of Ilex paraguariensis (yerba mate), 924 nucleotides long. Lineage: Eukaryota; Viridiplantae; Streptophyta; Magnoliopsida; Aquifoliales; Aquifoliaceae. The record is from the annotation of a GenBank genome assembly.
AUGUCCACGGCGACGUCGUCGUCGUCGACGGCGAUCAAGCCCGACGACUACUCCCACAGCCCAGUACACUUCGCCGUCGCAGUCGGCGACAACGCCACCCUCUCGAAGAUUGUCUCCUCCCUCCCCAAACUCACCGACCCGACUCAGAUCCACACCGAGUCCGACUCACUCGGUCAAGAGAAACUAGCGGAUUUGAUCACCGGUGUCCUCGAUCGCCGCGACAACCGCCACCGCGAGACUCCUCUCCACCUCGCAGUUCGCCUCAACGACGUCGUAUCAGUCCGUACGCUUUCCAUUGCCGGCGCUGAUAUCUCUCUCCAAAAUGCCGCCGGUUGGAACCCCUUACAGGAGGCCUUAAUUCGUCGUUGUGCGGACAUUGUUAAAAUUCUCGUUCAGCACCACCACAUCGCCGCCUGGUCGAAGUGGCGACGCCGUUUGCCGCGGGUUAUAGCCGUUCUUCGUCGAAUGCGAGAUUUCUACAUGGAAAUUUCAUUUCACUUUGAAAGCUCGAUUGUUCCAUUCGUUGGAAAAAUUGCUCCGUCCGACACCUAUAAGAUCUGGAAACGAGACGGAAACCUCCGAGCAGAUACUUCGUUAGCAGGCUACGACGGAUUGAAAAUUCAGCGCGCUAACCAAAGCUUCCUCUUCCUCGGCGAUGGCGAUUCCAAAUUUGACAUCCCUUCAGGUUCGUUGCUUGUAUUGAAUCACGAUGAUAAGAAAAUCUUUGAUGCUUUUGAAAAUGCUGGCGCUCCGCUGAGCGACUCCGAUAUUGCAAGCUUUUGCUCUCAAACUAGUGUUUAUCGUCCUGGAAUGGAUGUAACGAGAGCCGAAUUGGUUGGCCGUACGAAUUGGAGAAGGCAAGAGAAGAUAGAGGCUGUUGGAGAGUGGAAANCAAAAGAUGGUUUAGAUAUCACUCAGAAAUGA